GGCUGGGAGGAGAAGCCUGCUUCUCCGGCUGUGGAAGGCGUUUUGUGCUUGGCCUAGACAGGCAGGGGGAGGAUUGCCAAAGGCAAAGGCACCUAGCAGUCUGCAAAUCUCCCAAGGGCUCAAUUGGCGACCCUUCAAAGGCCCUGCGGGGCGAGCGGCAGGGAUCCCCGCUGGGUCGGACGCUGACCCCAUUUGCUCACUCUGUUUCCUAGCCCUCCCUUCCCGGUGGGACAUCUGGAAUAGCACACUCUCAGUCUUCAGAUGGUGGCCAGUCCUGGCCCUGUCAGCAACCCCGCACCCCCAGUCAUGAGAAAAUUUGAGGAGGAGGAAAAAAAAGACAAAAACCCGUAUUUGGGAAAGAUGUCAUCCCACUGACUUUCUGGAGCAGAUCCAGUCCCUGCCUCUGAGCGAGUUUCAAAAGUUGUUAAGAAUAAAAACGUGAAAGGAGCGGUCGGCAGGAAACUGGAUGCCUCGGGGUUCACUCGGGGCCCCCUGGGCUGGGUCCUGACCCGCAGGCCAGCCUGCCAGGCUAACUCUGCUAUCCCUUGCCCAAGGCCUUGAGAUACAGGCCUAAUGUGGGGCAGUAGGCUGGGCGCAGUGGGUUUCUGGGAUGGGACCGGGGCUGCAGUUGGAGGGAAGAGUUCAGGGGGCAGUGGCCAGGCUGGGGGCUCAGAGUGCGUGGUGCUCAAUUUGGCCGCCAGGAGGCGUGGCGCGGGUCCCCGCGCCCGGAGUCACCGCCACUGUCGCUGCAUCGCGAGUGUCCUUGAGCGGCGAGUGAUGGUGGCUCUUCGGUGCUCGCGCCCCCUCCUCCCGCAGGGGCAGCCAGAUGCCACGUUCCCUAUGAAUUAUUUAUCGCCGGCCUAAAAAUACCCCGAACUUCACAGCCCCAGAGUAAGAUUCUUGCAAGGGGAGGGGGCGGGGCACCCCGGGGGGCUGAGAGGGAUCAGCCGGGAGGGGGCAGUUAGUAUUGAAAGAGGCAGAACUCGGUUGUCCCCGGUGUGGACAAGAUAGAGGGGGUCUCUCUGCAGGCGACUGGGGCGUUAGCGGGGCAGCGAAGGAAAGCGACACGGUAGAGAGGGUCAUCGCACUGAGGGUCCUCACUGGCAGGAAUCAGCAGCUUGGGUGGAUAAUACUAGCUUUUGGGAACACAGCUUCUGGGCAUUGGGAGUGGGGGAUGUCAUCAGUGUCCCGGGUUAGUGAGUGUGUGUAUGUUUUUGCACGGCCUUGUCAAGGAGCCUGUGUGUGACUGGGGGUUGGUACAAGCGGAAGAGGAGGUCCCUGAACAUGUGGGGUUGAUGGAACCUUUCAGGGGGUGCAGAGUAUUCAAUCUCUUCCCUGUACUUGGGGGCCAGGUGUUCAGCAAACACUACUUUAAAGAUCCAUUGGCAGAGAGAUCGUCAUCAGAAAUGCACAAAGAUCCAGCAAUGGUGAGGGGGUCUGAGGACGGCCCGCUCGGAGCUCCACACCCUGAAGGGAAAGAGCAGCGGGACUCAAACCCUGCCUUUUUCCUGGGGGUCCAGAGAUGAUGGAUCAAGAUUAGCAGCAGAAGCCUAGAGAAGAGGGACUUAGGUUGGGCUCUGAGACAAUAGCAUUUUGUUAGGAAGAGGUUUCUCUGCCCUGAGCAACAGCAGGAAGCAAGGCCAGGAGAUGAAGACAGUGACCCACUAGCAGGGGUGAGUAUCCAAGGAGGAGAAGACAGUGGGGUUGGGGUAGCUUGUUGGACACUGGUAGUUCAACAAGAGAGAAGAUCCCCUGCUUGACACUUGUCACAGGGAGCAAGUUGUAGCGGUUAGGAGGGCAGGAAGCAGAUGGGGAGGAGAGGUUGGGGCCAGGGACAUGAAAUGGACGUAUGCCAUCUUGUGAGGAGAUGCCCUGUCACACUGCUUUGUGAGCUCAGGGACUUGCUGGCUUUCAACUCUUACAACCUGCCUCAGCCUCCCCUUCCUCUUCACCCUUAACCCAGCAGUGUAUUUUCACAGUGGGAGAAAGCCGGCAAGGAGCAGCCUCCCUUCCGGGUCGGGAGAGAACCUGGCCCUUCCCCCAGGCUCACAUCAUCCGAAGGAAAUAAAACAGGAGCCACAUGAACGGUUUUAAAGUGUCUGGCACCAACACGAAUAGAAGAGAAAAGAGCCAGGUGUGAUGGGCACGUACCUUUGAUCUCAGCACCUGGGACACAGAGGCAGGCAGGUUUCUGUGAGUUCUGGUCUGCAUAGUGAAUUCUAGGCCAGCAGGGGCUGCGUACUGAAACCCUACUUCAAAAGAAAUAAAUAGUUAAAUGAAAUGGAAAAAGCAGCAGAUGAAAUUUUAAUGCUAUAGUUUGUUUGUUUAUUAGAUAGGGUUACUCUGUGUAGCCCUGGCUGUCCUGGAACUCACUCCAUAGACCAGGCUGGCCUCAAACUCUCUAGAGAUCUGCCUGCUGGGAAUUAAAGACGUGCACCACCAUGCCUGGCUUAAUAGUAUAGUUUAAUUCGACAUAUGCAAAAUAUUAUUUUGACAAGUAGUGAAUGUAGAAAUAUUAAUGAGAAGAGGGGGCAAGGUGGCUCAGCGGAUAACGAGUUUUCCACAUAAACACGAGGACCGGUUUGGAUUCCCAGAGCUCACGUAAAUGCUGGACGGGCUCUGUAGCUUGCCUGUAAUUCUAGUGCUCUGGGUUCGAAAGAAAUACUCUAUGUUGGUGAAGAAGGUGGGGAGGAAGCCAGGCAGACUUCCGCUGCACGUGUACACACAUACACAUCUGAAUACACACCACACACAUACACACACACACACCACGUGAAAAAAGUAAAAAAAAAAAAAAAAGGAUAUUAUUGAGGUAGCUUACAUACCGUUUUACAUACUUUUCACACCACCUCACUUUACUGAACAUACCUCACUUUACCGAGAAGCAUUUCAGACCUUGUGUGCUUGGGGCUAGUGCAUUGGUCAGCACAGGUGGAGAGAGCCCAUCACCAGCAGGCAGAAGUUGGGGACGCUUGCCUAAAGGAACUGGAUAAGCACGCAGGCCUUCAGAGAGGCAGCGAGCAGGACAGUGAGUGGCCUUCACUGUCAUGCUUGGAAAUUAUAUAGUCCAAAUCACAUGGCAUGGUGUGAUUUGCAAUCUCAUUCCAGACUCAAUUAUGUCUCUGAGCUGCCGUUCGUAGACACAGGGAGCUCUCAAUCCACGGCACUCCUCCCUCUGCCACCGAGCCUCGCUUCUUAGCCUGAACUCCUACUGCCUGGCACGUUAGCUUAAAGCCCUGACCUGUUACAUUUCAUCUCACUGUCAACGACGAAAACAUUGUCAGCUGUUAUCAGCUCCUUGUACCUGUGUGAACAAGUGCUGGAUCCUGAGGUGGGGAGGGAAGUAGGGAUGCCAGGGUCUGAUGGAAAAAGAAGUGAGGCCGAAGGAGCUUGCAGCAGCCUGGUGGUUCUGCAGCAUUGACCCAAAGUUCCUGGGGAACAGGGACCAUGUCUCCCUUGUGUUAAUGUCUUAGCAUCCAGCAACUCAUUCCCAGAAGGGGAUCUGCACACGUGUGUACUGGAAAGUUUUCUUUUGUGGUCUCCUUCAGAGCUGCCUUGUCAGCAAAGACAAGAGGUUUCUGUCACACCCCCUGAGGAUCCCUGAAUUUCCUUGCCCUGUUUCCUUAGAGAGAGCUGGAGACUCCUGAGGGAAGCCUUUGUGGGGUGUCCCAUAAGAAAUUAGACUUGGAGCUAAAGGAAGAGAUGUAGUGGUCUGCAGAGCGGAGGAAAGAAAGGUCUGGAAGAAACCAGGGAUGCCCUUGUGAGUUCCUAAGCCCCAGCAAAAGUCUGCAAAUCUCCUGCCUGGGGGCUGGAACAGCAGGCCCACUUGGAUGCUUCGACCCUCCCUGGUUAGUUUUGUUAGGAGUGGGAGGAAGCUGGAAAGAGUGGUCAUGAACUGCAUCUGCAGGCAUCCAAGAGUCAUGUUUCUCUUACCUGCUUAGCUCUUGGUCUUGAUCCAGGAUGAAUCUGUGUAGCAGACACACUCAGGCCCUUAGGUUAGGUGUAAAAAAAAUUCUAUACACCAGCAAUGGUAUAUAAAAUAGUGUGUGUAAGUCAGACACCUCAGGGCUUCGGGUGCCCUGAACCCAAGCGAGCUGGCCUUGACCACCCUGCUUUAGAGGGUUGUCUAAAUGAGCUCGCUGAGGGGAAGGUGGUAAUGCCAUCCAAGCUCUGAAGGAGGAGGAUCUGCCAGGCAGAGCCACGCAGCAGAAGCUCAGGGGCUGUCUGUGGUAAGCAGGCUAGGCUGAGCACUAAGUACGCACUCUGAUGAGGGAUAGAUACGAAAUUCAGUUCAGCUGUAGAGUAGACUGGGCCAUGGGUGCGCUAAGGGAUCACCAACCUUUCUUCACCUGGCAAAGGGGCUGUUGCCUACAGGGUAAAAUUCGCUCAUGGCAGUGAAUAGCUGAAUCUUUCAUUUUGGAAGUUCAGAAAGGCUCAGAGCCUUCUCAGAGAUCACAUGGCUGAGCUAGAGAGAUGGUUCAGGGGCUACAGAACCUAGUUUCAUUCCCAGCACCCUCACCAGGCAGCUCACGACCACCUUUAACUACAGGAAUCUGACGCCCUCCUUCCAGACUCCACAGCUACCCACACAGGUGCACAGACCCAUACACAAACACACAUCUUUAUAUGAUUUUGAAAUAAUUUUUAUUUGUUUGUCUUAAAGAUCACACAGUUGGUAAAUGACACAUCUAAUUUGAACUCAGCUCUGUCCACCUCUGCUCCAUCCUCUUGAAAAACACACUAACAUUUCAGUGUCUUUGAUAGGGCAGAACCUAGAGAACUGGGUUUGAGGAUCAUGACAUUUCUUAGUACUCAUAGAUAAGGGUAACAAGCCUUGUCUUGGCUUCUGUUCUCCCCAGUUCUUGCCUCUCCAAGGUGCUCUGGGGAUGUUCAGCUAACCUUUCUCUUUCUCUGUGUCUGUCUGUCUGUCUGUCUGCCUGCCUGCCUGUGUCUGUGGGUCUCUGCUUCUCCUGUGGAGGAAGGUUCUCUUUUCUCUGUCCUCUGGCUGUGUGUUCUCUGGCCCUUACCUUCUGUUUGUCCAUCUGCCUCUCUCUGUGCCUGCCCUGAUUUCUCUCCAGGACCAUCCAGUGGACAUGGGUGGGGCCCUGGGGCCCGCCCUGCUGCUCACUUCACUCCUUGGUGCCUGGGCAGGGCUGGGUGCAGGGCAGGGAGAAAAGGCAGUGACGGUGGCAGUGGUGUUUGGCAGCUCCGGGCCACUGCAGGCCCAGGCCCGGACUCGUCUCACCUCUCAGAACUUCCUGGACCUGCCUCUGGAGAUCCAGCCACUCACAGUUGGGGUCAACAACACCAACCCCAGCAGCAUCCUCACCGAAAUCUGCGGGAUUCUGGGUGCUGCCCGGGUCCACGGCAUCGUCUUUGAGGACAACGUGGACACCGAGGCUGUGGCCCAGCUACUGGACUUCGUCUCCUCACAGACCCACGUGCCUAUCCUGAGCAUCAGCGGAGGCUCUGCCGUGGUCCUCACCCCCAAGGAGCCAGGCUCCGCCUUCCUGCAGCUGGGCGUGUCCCUGGAGCAGCAGCUGCAGGUGCUCUUCAAGGUGCUGGAGGAAUACGACUGGAGCGCCUUCGCCGUCAUCACCAGCCUGCACCCGGGCCACGCGCUCUUCCUCGAGGGCGUGCGCGCCGUCGCCGACGCCAGCUACCUGAGCUGGCAGCUGCUGGACGUGCUCACGCUGGAGCUGGGCCCGGGCGGGACGCGAGCGCGCACUCAGCGCCUGCUGCGCCAGGUCGACGCGCCGGUGCUGGUGGCCUACUGCUCCCGCGAGGAGGCUGAGGUGCUGUUCGCUGAGGCUGCGCAGGCCGGCCUGGUGGGACCCGGUCACGUGUGGCUGGUGCCUAACCUGGCGCUGGGUAGCACCGACGCGCCCCCUGCCGCCUUCCCGGUGGGCCUCAUCAGCGUGGUCACCGAGAGCUGGCGCCUCAGCUUACGCCAGAAGGUCCGUGACGGUGUGGCCAUUCUGGCCCUCGGUGCCCACAGCUACCGACGCCAGUACGGCACCCUGCCAGCCCCGGCUGGAGAUUGCCGAAGUCACCCUGGACCCGUCAGCCCUGCCAGGAAGGCCUUCUACAGGCACCUACUGAAUGUCACCUGGGAGGGCCGAGACUUCUCCUUCAGCCCUGGUGGGUACCUGGUCCAGCCCACCAUGGUUGUGAUCGCCCUCAACCGGCACCGCCUCUGGGAGAUGGUGGGGCGCUGGGAUCAUGGAGUCCUCUACAUGAAGUAUCCAGUCUGGCCUCGCUACAGCACUUCUCUGCAGCCUGUGGUAGACAGCCGGCACCUGACGGUGGCCACACUGGAAGAACGGCCCUUUGUCAUCGUGGAGAGUCCUGACCCUGGCACAGGUGGCUGUGUGCCCAACACUGUGCCCUGCCGUCGACAGAGCAACCACACCUUCAGUGGGGAUGCAGCCCCCUACACCAAGCUCUGCUGCAAGGGCUUCUGCAUCGACAUCCUCAAAAGGCUGGCCAAGGUGGUCAAGUUCUCCUACGACCUGUACCUGGUGACCAACGGCAAGCACGGCAAGAGGGUACGAGGAGUGUGGAACGGCAUGAUCGGGGAGGUAUACUACAAGCGGGCAGAUAUGGCCAUCGGCUCCCUCACCAUCAAUGAGGAGCGCUCUGAGAUUAUAGACUUCUCUGUGCCUUUUGUGGAGACCGGCAUUAGUGUGAUGGUGGCUAGAAGCAAUGGAACUGUCUCUCCCUCAGCUUUUCUGGAACCCUACAGCCCUGCCGUGUGGGUGAUGAUGUUUGUCAUGUGCCUCACGGUGGUCGCCAUCACUGUCUUCAUGUUCGAGUACUUCAGCCCUGUCAGCUACAACCAGAACCUCACCAAGGGCAAGAAAUCCGGCGGCCCAUCCUUUACCAUUGGCAAGUCCGUGUGGUUGCUGUGGGCACUGGUCUUCAACAACUCUGUCCCCAUCGAGAACCCCCGGGGUACCACCAGCAAGAUCAUGGUCUUGGUGUGGGCGUUCUUUGCUGUCAUCUUCCUUGCCAGCUACACGGCUAAUCUGGCGGCCUUCAUGAUCCAGGAGCAGUACAUCGACACUGUGUCGGGCCUUAGUGACAAGAAGUUUCAGCGGCCUCAAGAUCAAUACCCACCCUUCCGUUUCGGCACGGUGCCCAACGGCAGCACAGAGAGGAACAUUCGUAGCAACUACCGUGACAUGCACACCCACAUGGUCAAGUUCAACCAGCGCUCGGUGGAGGACGCUCUCACAAGCCUGAAGAUGGGGAAGCUGGAUGCCUUCAUCUAUGAUGCUGCUGUUCUCAACUACAUGGCGGGCAAGGACGAAGGCUGCAAGCUGGUCACCAUUGGGUCUGGCAAAGUCUUUGCCACCACUGGCUAUGGCAUUGCCAUGCAGAAAGACUCCCACUGGAAGCGGGCCAUAGACCUGGCACUCCUGCAGUUCCUGGGAGACGGGGAGACGCAGAAGCUGGAGACUGUGUGGCUCUCGGGGAUCUGCCAGAAUGAGAAAAAUGAGGUGAUGAGCAGCAAGCUGGACAUCGACAACAUGGCCGGGGUCUUCUACAUGCUGCUGGUGGCCAUGGGGCUGGCCCUGCUCGUCUUUGCCUGGGAGCACCUGGUCUACUGGAAACUUCGCCACUCGGUGCCCAGCUCAUCCCAGCUGGACUUCCUGCUGGCUUUCAGCAGGGGCAUCUACAGCUGCUUCAACGGGGUGCAGAGCCUCCCCAGCCCCGCGCGGUCGCCCAGCCCGGACCUGACAGCAGACUCAGCCCAGGCAAAUGUGCUGAAGAUGCUGCAGGCGGCUCGAGACAUGGUGAGCACGGCAGACGUGAGCAGCUCCCUAGACCGCGCCACUCGCACCAUCGAGAACUGGGGCAGCAACCGCCGCGCACCCGCUCCCACCAGCGCAGGCCCGCGGUCGUCCACCCCGGGGCCUCCGGGACAACCGAAUCCCAGCUGCUGGGGGCCUCCCGGUGGGGGCCGCACCCCGCUAGUGCGCAGGGUCCCGCAGCCCCCGGGUCGCCCCGCGCUGUGCGGGCCGCCUCUGCCCGACGUCUCUCGAGCAUCCUGCAGGCACACUUGGGAUGCGCGGUGGCCGGUGAGUGUCGGGCACCCGGGGCGGCACCUCUCAGCCUCAGAGCGGCGCGCGCUCCCGGAGCGCCCCCUGUUGUCCGCGCACUGCCACUACAGCUCCUUCCCUCGAGCGGAGAGGUCCGGGCGCCCCUUCCUCCCGCUCUUCCCGGAGCCCCCGGAGCCUGACGAACGGCCACUGCUCGGGCCAGAACAGCUGGCUCAGCGGGAGGCUCUGCUGCGCGCGGCCUGGGCGCGGGGCCCGCGUCCUCGCCAUGCUUCCCUGCCCAGCUCGGUGGCAGAAGCCUUCACUCGAUCCAGUCUGCUGCCUGCGAGGUGCACCGGUCACGCCUGCGCCUGCCCAUGCCCCCAGAGCCGGCCAUCCUGCAGGCACUUGGUUCAGUCACAGUCAAUGCGGCUGCCGUCCUACCGGGAGGCUUGUGUGGAGCGAGUACCAGCAGGGGUGGCCACCUGGCAGCCCAGACAGCUCGUCUGUAUGCACGCCCACAGCCACCUGCCAUUCUGUUGGGGGACUGUCUGCCGUCACCCUCUACCCUGUGCCAGCCGCAGCCCCUGGCUCGUUGGAGCCUGGGAUCCUCCGUCACACAGAGGCAGGACCCUGGGGCUAGGCACGGGCUACAGGGACAGUGGGGUGCCGGGAGAGGUCUGCAGGGAAGCCUGUGGGACACAAGGGUUUUCAAGAUCCCGCACCUGGAGGCGGAUCUCCAGCCUGGAAUCAGAAGUGUGAGGUCCUGGCUGCUCUGGCUCCUGCUGGACUGGAUUCUGUGGCUGGCCUUGGCCAGGUUUGGGAGGCAGGCAAGCUUGGGCUCCUCUGACUUCUGCUUUGAAAUCCUGGCCAUGGGACCCCCGUGAAGAUGACGUCUUCCGUGGCAGGCUUAGCAGGCUUAGGGCCUGGUGUGGACACCGGGAUCUUGCUCAUCAUAAGAAGUCUUGCAGUCACAGGGAGUAGAAAACGGGUGAGCCAGUUCCUAGUUGUGGUUGCUGUGGCCUUGGGGACACGGAAAUUGGAAAUGGGGCUGAGAUGGGGCCAUCCCACUUCUUGCUCCAAUAGGUUGGAAUCUUUUCAUUGGAGCACUGGGACAUUAAAGCAACAUUUUACA
Messenger RNA from Meriones unguiculatus (Mongolian gerbil), 9177 nucleotides. It is a transcript of the gene Grin2c, whose product is annotated as glutamate ionotropic receptor NMDA type subunit 2C. The coding region runs from base 5094 to 8804 and encodes 1236 amino acids. The record is from RefSeq and is a predicted model, not a curated record. NCBI's taxonomy places the organism in Eukaryota, Metazoa, Chordata, Mammalia, Rodentia, Muridae. Gene Ontology annotation, cellular component: plasma membrane; postsynaptic density membrane; postsynaptic membrane. Gene Ontology annotation, biological process: monoatomic ion transport; long-term synaptic potentiation; excitatory postsynaptic potential. The transcript is spliced from 12 exons. Gene Ontology annotation, molecular function: NMDA glutamate receptor activity; transmitter-gated monoatomic ion channel activity involved in regulation of postsynaptic membrane potential.